Messenger RNA from Sorex araneus (European shrew), 2709 nucleotides. It is a transcript of the gene HTR6, whose product is annotated as 5-hydroxytryptamine receptor 6. The record is from RefSeq and is a predicted model, not a curated record. Gene Ontology annotation, cellular component: dendrite; membrane. Gene Ontology annotation, molecular function: G protein-coupled serotonin receptor activity; neurotransmitter receptor activity. Gene Ontology annotation, biological process: chemical synaptic transmission; G protein-coupled receptor signaling pathway, coupled to cyclic nucleotide second messenger. The transcript has 3 exons. The coding region runs from base 642 to 1958 and encodes 438 amino acids. Lineage: Eukaryota; Metazoa; Chordata; Mammalia; Eulipotyphla; Soricidae.
GCGGGGCCUGCCGCAGUCGCCCGCAGCCGCGCCGCGCCGUGCGCCCCAGGUACCCGGCGCGGGGGCCGCGGGGUGGGCAGGGGGCGGAGGCGCGGCCGCGGCUCCUUCUCUCCCGGCCGCGCCACGCCGAGUCCCCACACGCCGCCGGCAGCCGCGUCCGCCCAGCCGCGGGCUCCCCGCGCCGGCUCCCAGACCUGCCUUCCCGGCCCGGGGCUCGUGCGCUCGAGCCCGGGCCCCCCACCCACGGGCCCUGCCAUCCUAAGCGCUUACGAAUUCCGAUCUGACGCGACUGUGCUCCGCCACCCGCCCGCUGGGAGCCUCCCCCCGGCCUGAAACCCCCCCCCUCCAGCCCCUAAUCCCAAUCGGCGCCCCCGCGCCAGGCUCCCCGCCCUCUCCCUGCCGGGGGCGCUCCGCUCUUCAUCCGGUGCCCCCCGCCCAAACUUCCCACCUGCAUCUCAGACGAUCCCCAAACCCGUCUCCAGCCUCCGGGUGGUCGUUGUCCCUGGACCUAGCGCCCCUUCCCUCAAGCCCCUCCAUCCGUGGGAGGUCUGUUCUCAGCGAGUCUCAGCUCCACCAGGCCCCAAGCCCCACCACGACCCUCGGGAACCUUCUGAAGUCCUCGUCCACCGUCCUCCGCUCCCAUGAUCCCAGGACCCGGCCCCACCAACAGCACCCCAGACGGGGGGUCCCGGCCGCCGUCGGAGCCCGGCGGCAGCGGCUGGGUGGCGGCCGCGCUCUGCGUGGUCAUCCUACUGACCGCCGCGGCCAACGCGCUGCUCAUCGUGCUCAUCUGCACGCAGCCCGCGCUGCGCAACACGUCCAACUUCUUCCUGGUGUCGCUCUUCACGUCGGACCUGAUGGUGGGGCUGGUGGUGAUGCCGCCCGCGAUGCUGAACGCGCUGUACGGGCGCUGGGUGCUGGCGCGCGGCCUGUGCGUGCUUUGGGCCGCCUUCGACGUGAUGUGCUGCAGCGCCUCCAUCCUCAACCUUUGCCUCAUCAGCCUGGACCGCUACCUGCUCAUCCUCUCGCCGCUGCGCUACAAGCUGCGCAUGACGCCCGUGCGCGCCCUGGCGCUGGUGCUGGGCGCCUGGGGCCUCGCCGCGCUCGCCUCCUUCCUGCCCCUGUCGCUGGGGUGGCACGAGCCGGGCCAGGUGCGCGCGCCCGCCUCGGGCCAGUGCCGUCUGCUGGCCAGCCUGCCCUUCGUCCUGGUGGCCUCGGGGCUCACCUUUUUCCUGCCAUCGGGCGCCAUCUGCUUCACCUACUGCAGGAUCCUGCUGACGGCUCGCAAGCAGGCCGUCCAGGUGGCUUCGCUCCAAACCGGGGCUAGCCAGGCGGUGGACACGCUGCAGGUACCCAGGAUCUCGUACCCAGGCUCAGAGUCAGGGGACAGCAGGCGCCUGGCCACCAAGCACAGCAGGAAGGCCAUGAAGGCCAGCCUGACCCUGGGCAUCCUGCUGGGCAUGUUCUUCGUGACCUGGCUGCCCUUCUUCGUGGCUAACAUCGCCCAGGCGGUGUGCGGCUGCAUCUCCCCAGGCCUCUUCGACAUCCUCACGUGGCUGGGCUACUGUAACAGCACCCUGAACCCCAUCGUCUACCCGCUCUUCAUGCGGGACUUCAAGCGGGCCCUGGGCAGGCUCCUGCCGUGCGCCCACUGUCCCCGGGAGCAGCGGGCCAGCCCGGCCUCGCCGUCCAUGCGCGCCUCCCACAGCGGCGCCCGGCCGGGCCUCAGCCUGCAGCACGUGCUGCCUCUGCCCCUGCGCCCCGACUCCGAGUCCGAAUCCUGCUCGGGCGUCUCCUCUGGCCUGCAGCCCGCGGCGCACCUGCUGCUGCCAGGCCAGGCCGCCCGCGAUCCCCCGCUGCCCGCCAGGGCCGCCGCCGCCACGGUCAGCUUCUCCAGCAUCCAUCCCGCCGAGCCCGAGCUGCUGCGGCUGCCCCCGCCCGGGACCCCCACGGACUGACCCUCGGGGAGCUGCCUGGGACGGGGCUGAGCCGUGGGAGCCUCAGGCCAGGCUGUGGGUGUUGGCGGGGGGUGGGGGGGAGCCCUCAGCACGCCACGGAGGGUGCACAGUGCCAGCUUCUGCCACCAGCUCCAGGCCCGCCACCUGGAAGGCUAAUAACUGAUCUCGUUUUCUCUGGGAAGGUCCAUCGAUGGGGUCAACUGGUGCUGGCCAGAGGCUCCGAGAGGGCCGCGGACCUCUUGGUCUGGGGUGGCUGCAGGCCACCUGUGCAUGUCCCGGCCAGAGGCACAGGAGGGUCCCACCACCUGCAGAGUGGGGCCCCGGCAAGGUUUGGCCCCUUCUCCGAGUGUUGCCCGUCACACCAGCAUCGUCUCCCAGAGUUUGUUAAAAACGUUCCCUGCAGCCUCUCCCAGAGCGCCAGAAUCCGCCAUGGCUCACCUCCUGGACCUGGGGGAUGAACAGUGGCUGCCUGGGCCAGCAGAACCCAGUUGAAUGCCUGAGCCUCGUGGCCCCAAGCCCCUGCAGGCAGUCUGCUUUACUUGGGGUGGGGUGGAGAGGCUCUAGUACCCCCCGUUUGUCUGCCUUCGGUUCCUGUCCACGGAGACCUCCGUCCCUCCCUCUUUCCUCUGCUCCACACUGGGGGGCUCUGUCGCUCUCCUUGGUGCUGACCAGACACGAUCCUGGCCCUGGCCGCUGACUACAGCAGGGCCGUGGUGCUUGCUGGGGCCUCCCCUCUGCCCCCAGGUCUGCU